AAACGGAAAAAAAAAAAGAAAAAAAGAAAAAAACUCACGCAAGUUUCUUCCGUUUCCUCUGAAUCGGUGUCACUGUCUAAGAGAUAUAUAUAAUUGAGCUGUUCUUUUUUAGUAUUCAUUUUAUUGGGUUGAGAAAUUUGAGAUGAAAUUUGAGGCUCUUGGAUCGAAAUUUUUUUGAUUGUUCGGAGUAACGAUGAGUAGAGGAGUGAAUGGAAACGAUGCUUUGGAGACUAUAAACGCCGCAGCGAGUGUGAUCGCAUCUGCUGAGAAUCAGAAUCGGGUUCGUCAAGGUUCGGUUCAGAAAAGAAGAUGGAGAAGCUACUGGAGCCUUUUUUGGUGUUUCGGAUCUCACAAAAACAAGCAACAAAUUGCACAUGCUGUUCUUGUUCCUGAAACCCCAACCACAGGAGCAGACGCUCCAACAGCUGAAAAUCCACCCCAACUACUUUCCAUAGUACUUCCUUUUGUUGCACCACCUUCCUCUCCAGCAUCUUUCCUUCCAUCAGGGCCUCCUUCAGCAACCCAGUCACCAACUGGCCUCUUAUCGCUCACCUCAAUAUCUGCAAAUAUGCAUUCUCCUGGGGGCCGUCCCUCAAUUUUUGCCAUUGGUCCUUAUGCUUAUGAGACCCAGAUAGUAUCUCCACCUGUAUUCUCAACUUUCACCACUGAACCAUCAACUGCCCCCUAUACUCCUCCCCCAGAAUCAGUUCACUUAACUACACCUUCCUCUCCUGAGGUGCCGUUCGCACGGCUACUUGAACCCAGCUUCCAAAGUGGUGAAGGUGGUCAGAGAUAUCCUCUAUCGCAAUAUGAAUUUCAGUCUUAUCAGCUUCAGCCUGGAAGUCCAGUCAGCCAUUUGAUCUCACCUAGCUCUGGCAUAUCCGGUUCAGGCACCUCGUCACCUUUUCCUGACCUUGAGGGUGCUCCUGGACACCCACUUUUUGUUGAGUUCAAAACUGGAAACCAUGCCAAGUUCUUAAACUUUGACAAGAUUGUGCUUCGUAAAUGGGAAUCAUUCCAUGGAUCUGGUGCAUUAACUUCAGAUAUUGCCAGGCCCAAAUCUCAUGAUAGUUUCCUUCUAAGUCAUCAAGGUUCAGAUAUUACUCCACUUCCAGAUGAAUGUAACAGGUUGCGAAAUGAUGAGAUCGUGGUUAAUCAUAGAGUUUCUUUCGAGAUAACUGCAGAGGAAGUUGUAAGAUGCGUGGAAAAGAAACCAGUAGCCUUCCCAGAAGUUGGGCAAGAGUUUGUUAAAAACAUUGAACAUACUGGAGAGGAAAACCCAGGAGAUAUGACAAAUGUACAUGAGAACCUUGCUGGAGUAACUUCUAACAUCACAUCCGAUAAAGCCCCUACACAGGGUGAGGAUGAAAGGAAGCACCAAAAGAACUGCACUAUCACCCUUGGAUCUUCCAAAGAAUUCAACUUUGACAAUAUAGAUGGAGAAAAUUCUGAUACACCUAAUGUUGGUUCCAACUGGUGGGCCAAAGAGAAGGUUGGGGAGGAGGGUGGACCAACUAAGAUCUGGUCCUUUCCGGUGAUGCAGACGAGUGCCAGCUAGUUGUUACCUUCAUGUUGUUAUCAGCAGGAAGGAAAUAAAUAGCUGGUUGAAACAUUUAAAGCUGAGCACACACCCAGUGACGGCUCUAAUAUUGUGAAACUACAUGGUAGGAAAAAAUGGGUUUUUAGAUUGUAGUCAUGUUGUGCAGGACUGACUCUCCCAUGAAGGCUGUUUUUUGAGCACUUCCUGACCUGGAAAGAGGAUACCCAGAAACUGUUAGAAUAGUGAAAAAAUUGCUAUGUUUAGGAUAGAAAUGUUUCAUGAUUAGCAUCAAGAUAUUUGCCUUUUCUGAAUGUAAGAUAAAUAAUAUAGGCAUAUAGCUGUAAGUCUAUAACUGUCAUAGCCAUGAUGUUGCUGAUGACGACGAAAAGGAUGUUCUAGACGAUCAGUUAUAUUAAAAAAAUGAUAAUAACUUUACCUAAGAUGACUUAUAUUACUGUUUUUAUUGUAUAGCAUUAGAAUCUGUUGUCUUGCCCGUGAAAAUGCAGUUGUUGGAAAAAGAUGUAUUGUUCUGCAGCAAGCUGAAAAAGGAGCGCAAUUCAGAAUAUUAAGUCAUCUUUUGUUACCAGGUAUGUGUGAAUCAUGUUAAAUAUCUUUAUAUAGCCUGUCUGCUAUCCCAUGCUACACAAUGAGAUGGACACAUUUACUAUCUUGGAAUUGAGUGUUUGUUUUACAAAUUGAUUUCUUAGGUCCUCCAAAAUCUUAGAUUUAUUAAUGUACCGAAAAAUGUCUAAAGGGACGACCACAAAAUGGACCCUUUCUUUAGCUGAAUCUGUGUCGUAUUCUCAAUGAUUUCCAAUUUCAAUCAUACCACCCCUUCUAUCGACAGACACUGAAUUUUUGUAGUCUUACUCUUCAUCCUCUGAACUGGAAAUCUUUUUGUUUCUUUGGAGUUGGAUUCUGUGAUUCCGAUUACUGCAUUUCAGUGAAUUUCUGGUGACAAUUUGUUGUUGUUCACCUGCAAACCUUUUACAAACUUUGAUGUUUUUCUUAGAUAGCACUAGCUUUUAUUUCCUUUUGUCAAAUACGGCAUGAACUGUUCAUUCGUACAAUUGGUCACUGUGCUUUGAAUUAUGGAUAAACAAGUGAAAAAAACCUGGGUGUAAUAUAAGUUAGUCCUUUGAUUUUGUUAUGAUUUAAAACAAUGAAACUAAAUGCAGGAGGGUAAUAUAUGAAGAAUAAUGCUAGUCAGCCAGGGAUGAAAACAUGGAUAAAAACAGGGAUUUGAAUUUUCACUGACGUGGCACUUAUUGCACAAUUAAAAAAAAAAGAA
This is a messenger RNA of Olea europaea var. sylvestris, 2831 nucleotides long. RefSeq lists its product as uncharacterized. Lineage: Eukaryota; Viridiplantae; Streptophyta; Magnoliopsida; Lamiales; Oleaceae. The transcript has 2 exons. Bases 194 to 1558 code for a protein of 454 amino acids. The record is from RefSeq and is a predicted model, not a curated record.